Molecule: messenger RNA, 602 nt
Organism: Gigantopelta aegis
Lineage: Eukaryota; Metazoa; Mollusca; Gastropoda; Neomphalida; Peltospiridae
Product: chitin-binding domain protein cbd-1-like
Exons: 4
Coding region: 73-486 (137 amino acids)
Cellular component (GO): extracellular region
Molecular function (GO): chitin binding
Source: RefSeq, a predicted model, not a curated record
CUCAUACUAUAAACUGAGCGGUCGCCUGAAGUGUUAUCAGUUAGAUAUCGGACUUGACUAAGUUCUACAGACAUGCACGUCCUCGCUUUUACCCUUCUCGUCGUGCUUUUUCCAGCAGUAUUUUGCGUCGACUGCUCAACUCGUCCCGACGGAGCUUACGAUCGCGGUUGUCGUGAGUUCAUUCACUGUCUGAACCACGUGGCCAACGUGAUAACAUGUCACCACAAGCUGGUCUUCAACAGCAAUACGGGCAGGUGUGACGAUCCACUCAACGUUCCACCGCCAUGCGGAAUCCUCAAGGACUGCACCACGAAACAUGACGGGAGUUACGCUGAUGUAUCAGAACACUGUAGAUCAUAUUACACCUGCCAUGCCGGCACCUUCUUUGGACACAAUUUCUGUACACCAGGUACAGUUUUUAAUGAAGAACUUCAAACCUGCGACUGGCCGAGUGACGUCAAAGCACCAUGUGGUACAAAACCCUGAAAGAUGGUCGUUCAGAUGAUAUUGAAGACAAGAAAACAUUUAAACAACUAUAUACAUAUUUAUGUUACGAAUACACCAUAGAUAAAGUCCAAUAAACGGAAUGUUAUAACGUCUUA